UUUGAAUAGCGUACGCACGUAUUUAGUACCAAUACUUACUGCUAGGGUGCACACAUGUAGUGGCGUCACUAGCAUCACCUGAUACAACAUGGCGUCAGAAUGGAGAUACUACCGCGAAGUACUUCAUUUAUUGUUUGAUUAUAAUAUUAAUACGCGUACAGUGUAAAUAUAUUAAUACGUAUUCGAUCAACAAACUAACCUCUUAAAUUAGUAUACAUAUCUAAAUCGAAGGAUGAAUACAUCAACAGAUUGGGACGUUGAACAAUAUAAAGCGGAGCAUGAGUCCGAUGAACAUUGGGAAUUAAGACGUAAAUUUCUUUUAACACAUAAAGAUAAGUUUCCAGAGGAUGAAUUACUUUGUUUAGCUCAAGCGUUCACCAACGUAGAAAUUUUAGGUUGCAGAUAUCCAAAAGAAACUAUGCAUUUGAUAUCAGAAUUAGCUCAAGAUGUUGUCUGCGAAUAUAGGGAAAGAAAGAAAAACAAAUUACAAAGAACAUUUGUCAAAGGAUCAGAUGCUGCCCGUACAAAGGCACAAGGUACAUCCAAAAACUGUAGCACAGGGAAGACAGACACGUGUACAAACGUUCCGAGUUCAAUUAAAAAUGAAAACAAGAUAGAAAACGUACCUGCUAAAAAAAUUAAAUUAGACGAAUCUCCAUUUGGAGAUAUAGUAUUAGUAGAAAGACCGGGUGAUUUACCACAAACGAUACUUGCUUGUGCAGUUAAUGUUUCUGGUGGCAAUAUAGAAUGGAAAAUUAAUAAAACUAACAUGAAUAAGUGGCAAUGCAUUAUCUUAAUUAAUGCAAAACAACUCGCGGAAUCUUAUGGCACAAAUCAGAAACUAGCCAAGAAAGAAGCAUCAGUCAUAGGCUUGCGUGAACUACAAAAAUAUUAUUAUACUAUCAAAAUUAAACAUAAUUUUAUUGAAGAAGCAAAUGUAACAACAACAUCAAUGCUGCAAAAUACAUCAUCUCAUGAUUCUAUUUCUGAUGAUAAUAUUGGAAAAAGAUUGAUGAAACUUAUGGGUUGGACAGGUGGAGGACUUGGAAAAUCUCAGCAAGGAAUUGUCGAGCCAGUUAUUGUUAAACAACAAGUUAGUCGAGAGGGUUUAGGAUUAAAAGUAAAAGCUUCGAAUCUACGCGAAUUAGAAUUAAAAUGUAGAGAUAUACUGAAAAAAUAUCUGAUGGGUGAUAUGAAAACUGAUUUAGUAUUUUCCCCAGAAUUCUCAAAUGAAGAAAGAACAGUAAUACAUAAACUUGCACGACAAAUGGGCCUAAAAUCACAUAGUUAUGGUCCAAAAGAUCAAAGAAAAUUAGUCAUAUCUCGUAAAGUUGAUAUAAGGGAUUUAGUAAUCGAAUUAAAAACUCUCGGUGGAAGCACUGAUAAAUAUGAGCUUAUAAAACCAAGCUCUAUUUAGGACCAAUUGCAAAUAUAUUUAAGAGAGAUUUUCCAGUCUUAUAGAGCAAUAUUAAAUGACAUUGAUAUACUUAUAGGUAUCUAAUAAGUAAGUGUAAACACAAAAUAGUGUCCUCUGUAUCUCUCCGAGUUAGAUUAUUCAUCAUAUUGCAUUUUCAGGAGCAGUACCUAUUAAUAUUUUUAUAAAAACAAUUGUACAAAAGAUGACAUAUUUAUAUAUAUAUGCAUUAAUUGCAUAUUUCUUGAUAAUAUGAUCAUUAUUUUUAAUAUAUCAUUAAAAUUAUACGAAAUUAAUUUAGAAAUCAAAUAAUGUGUAAAUAAGUCGUCUAUAUUAUAGAUAUAUAAAUAUAUAGAUAUAUAGAUAUAUAGAUAUAUAUAUACAUAAGUAAAAUUAAUAAGGAUAAUGAUUGGUAGAAAAUAUAAGUAUGAUUUUUCUUA
This is a messenger RNA of Vespa crabro (European hornet), 1854 nucleotides long. RefSeq names its product NF-kappa-B-repressing factor. The record is from RefSeq and is a predicted model, not a curated record. Gene Ontology annotation, molecular function: nucleic acid binding. The transcript is spliced from 8 exons. Lineage: Eukaryota; Metazoa; Arthropoda; Insecta; Hymenoptera; Vespidae. The coding region runs from base 233 to 1417 and encodes 394 amino acids.